Salvia hispanica is the source of this 471-nucleotide messenger RNA. NCBI's taxonomy places the organism in Eukaryota, Viridiplantae, Streptophyta, Magnoliopsida, Lamiales, Lamiaceae. The record is from RefSeq and is a predicted model, not a curated record.
AUGGAGGCGGAAGCUGUCGGGCAGGUUGGUAGUCUGGUUGAUCCCAACAUGAUGGCUGGUGCGGCGAGGGCUGGCCGUAUUGCUGAAGUCCGAGCUGCUGGUGUUGGAUGGGUGGGUUCCAACAAGUUGGUGGAGAUUUGGUGUCUCUUCCAUGGAGUCCACCUGGCAAAAAAUUUGGGCAUCCGGAAGCUAAUAGUGGAAAGUAAUAGUGCUGUUGAGGUUGCCAUGAUGAUGGGGCAUUUUGAGGUAACUGUUAACUGCCAGAAUAUUGUGGAGAGGUUGCGUGGCUUAUUACAAGAUUUUGAGUCGGUGGUAAUUCAACAUGUGCAUAGAGAAGGUAAUUUUGCUGCAGACUUUCUCUCCCAUUAUGCGUAUAGCUUUCAUAAAGGAGUUCAUGUUCUUGAAGGCCCUCCACCGGGUAUGAAUGUUUGGCUACUUCAUGAUAGAUUAGGUGUUACUUAUUUGCGAUAG